UUCUACACUACCAUCUUAAGACAUGGCUGAAGAAAGACAAGGCAGAAGAUAUCCACAAAACCUCCAAGGAGUGCUGCAACUGGCCGUGGAAGCUGGUUCUGCGGCGGAGGGACAGGAACCAACCGCAUUGGACCCCAUGUCAGAGGAGAGGAAAGCAUGGCUGAGGGAAGCGUUGUCUGACAUCUGCAAAGGCCAAAUGGACGAAGUGGAGCAGAUGAAACAAUGCUUGGAACUUUUACGCACAGAAGAACCAAACAAUCAGGAGAGAGAAGAUGAGAAGGAGGAAGAUGACCGGGAAACUGUAUUUGAAACACUGACGGAGCUGUGUGACAAUCUUGACAACGCAAGAGACUUGAUGACCCUGGGUGGGCUGGAGUUGUGCGUCUCUCGGUAUCUGAACCAUGAGCAGGGAGGGCUGAGGUGGAGAGCGGCUGAACUUGUUGCCUCCUGUGCACAGAACAUGCCCCAGGUGCAGCUCUACCUCCUGGAUAUUGGAACACUGCCCAAACUGUUAGAAAUGACCGACUCCGACCCACACCCCACUGUCCGUGUCAAAGCACUCUAUGCCGUCUCAUGUUUAGUUCGAGAGCAGGAGGCAGGACUGAAGGCGUUUUUGUCCCUGGACGGCUUCUCUGUGCUGAUGAGAGGCAUGCAGUCGGAAAAUAAGAAACUUCGUAUCAAAUCGGCAUUCCUCCUGCUUAACUUGCUCACAUCACACCCAGAGCACAGAGCAACAGUUGUCUCUAUGGGAAUGGUCCAACAGCUGGUAUCUGUCCUGCGAAUGCCACAUUCACAUUUCCAUGAACACGUGCUUGGUGCUCUUUGCUGUCUGGUAGAGGACUGUCCACCAGGGCUCAGAGAGUGCAGGGACUCUGCUUUGGGCCUGGACGAGUUACUAAAACACAGAUCCACAGAGCUGCAGGGGAAAGAGGAGUGUGAGGAGGAGCUGGCCUUCUGUGAGCGUUUAAGGACCAUGUGUUUCACUGGACAUCAGUCUGAAGACAACGGAAUGGACCGCUAAUCACAAACUAAAUAUAUACACUUUUAAACUUGUAAAUACCUCAAAUGUAAAAAGAUUGUUUUGUUUUUCACAUACUUUCAAGUGGAAAUAUACAAUUUUAGUCAGUGUUUAUUUUUCAGUCCAUUUAAACCAUUUGUUGAAAUAAUGCAGCAUCUUUCAUGUUGUAAAUAUUUAUUUAUUGGUAAGUUUUUACCUUAUAAACGGAUAAAUAAUUACACAGAAUCCUCUUCAGUGUUGUUGAAGAUUAAAAUAUUUUGAC
Molecule: messenger RNA, 1280 nt
Organism: Periophthalmus magnuspinnatus
Lineage: Eukaryota; Metazoa; Chordata; Actinopteri; Gobiiformes; Gobiidae
Gene: hspbp1
Product: HSPA (heat shock 70kDa) binding protein, cytoplasmic cochaperone 1
Exons: 8
Coding region: 23-1021 (332 amino acids)
Source: RefSeq, a predicted model, not a curated record